Messenger RNA from Olea europaea var. sylvestris, 462 nucleotides. Its product is annotated as protein EPIDERMAL PATTERNING FACTOR 2-like. The record is from RefSeq and is a predicted model, not a curated record. Gene Ontology annotation, biological process: guard cell differentiation; stomatal complex development. Lineage: Eukaryota; Viridiplantae; Streptophyta; Magnoliopsida; Lamiales; Oleaceae. The transcript is spliced from 3 exons. The coding region runs from base 25 to 348 and encodes 107 amino acids.
AUAUUUUCAUGUUAUCAAAAACAAAUGAAGAAAACAGUGUCUAUUGCCCUUUUCUUGAUGAUACUUGCCACUGGACACACUCUUCGGCCUUAUCAUUUUGCCCGCCAAAGCAAAGAUCCUUUCAAGGGUGACCAAAGUCACAUGUCCACUCGGGAGGAAGCGAAGGGAGACGGACUAGGAAUGGAACUGUACCCGACCGGGUCGAGCUUGCCGGAUUGUUCGCACGCAUGUGGGCCGUGCGUCCCUUGCAAGAGGGUGAUAGUGAGCUUCAAGUGCUCGACCGAGUCGUGUCCCGUCGUCUACAAGUGCAUGUGUAAAGGAAAAUACUACCACGUUCCCUCCAAUUAAUUGUAGACAGCAGACUGUUUAUGCAUUUGCCUUAAUUUGUCUUAGCUUAAUUUUCCCAUUUAGCUUCUAGUGCUUAGUUAAAAUUGCAAAAUUGAAGCCAUUUUCUUGUGGAUA